Molecule: messenger RNA, 654 nt
Organism: Cladophialophora psammophila CBS 110553
Lineage: Eukaryota; Fungi; Ascomycota; Eurotiomycetes; Chaetothyriales; Herpotrichiellaceae
Exons: 6
Coding region: 1-654 (217 amino acids)
Molecular function (GO): oxidoreductase activity
Source: RefSeq, a predicted model, not a curated record
AUGGCAUCUCAACCUUAUGAAUACACCGGGCCCGUGGAUUGCAGCAUUGUCCCCGACAAGAGUCAGUGCAAAGGAAAGAGUGUUAUUGUCACGGGAGGUGCUAGCGGGUUAGGCGAGGCAUAUGUCCGAGCAUUUGUCGAUGCAGGGGCUUUUGUAACUUUUGGCGAUAUCAACGAGGACAAGGGAAAGGCGGUCGAGGCCGAACUGACUUCGCAACAUGUCUGUUUCGUCAAGUGUGACACGAGAUCUUGGGAUGAUCAAGUUCGAAUGUUUGAAGCCGCGAUCUCGAAAUCUCCUGAAAAAUCGGUUGAUAUUGUGAUUGCAAACGCGGGAGUUGGAAGGGGAGCGGGUGAUCCGCUGAUGCAAUUGGAAGAUCCAUUUUCCACACCGACGAAACCAAGCCUCCAUAUAAUCGACAUCAAUCUAGUCGGCGUUUUGUACACAUUCAAGCUAGCUGUCCACUAUUUCCGUCGGUGCCCACAGGAUGCUCAUAGAGAUCGUUGCUUUAUUUUCAUCGGAAGUAUUGCCGGCAUCGUGGAUAAUCUGGGCAGCUGGGAGUAUUCGACCGCUAAAUUCGGCCUCCGAGGCCUCAUGAGAACUGUCAGAAGGCAUUCGUACCAUCAGGGGAUCAGAGUGGCAUAUAUUGCUCCCUAG